AGCCCCCGCCCCCUCCUUCCUCCACAGUUCCCCCCCCCACCCGUCUCCACCACCCAGGCGCAGCGAUGGCGGACAACAGCGUGGAGAAGGAGGCUCCCGCCAGCGCGCAGGCCAAGAGCGAGGUGAAGGUUCGCAAGCAAAUCCAGUUUGCUGACCAGCAGCUGGAGUUCCAGCGUCGUCCCGUCAAGACUGGACGACGCUCACUCUCUCGCUCCAUCUCGCAGUCCUCCACCGACAGCUACAGCUCGGCAGCGUCGUACUCGGAGAGCUCUGACGAUGAGGUGUCUCCGCGGGAGAAGAAUCAACUCAACUCGCGGGGAGGAGGUGACUUCUGCGUCAAGAACGUGAAGCAGGCGGAGUUCGGGCGGCGCGAGAUCGAGAUCGCGGAGCAGGAGAUGCCGGCGCUGAUGGCCCUGCGGAAGCGUGCGCAGGGAGACAAGCCGCUUGCAGGCGCCCGCGUCGUUGGCUGCACUCACAUCACUGCCCAGUCCGCAGUGCUGAUCGAGACUCUGACGGCGCUGGGGGCUCAGUGCCGCUGGGCCGCGUGCAACAUCUACUCCACGCAGAACGAGGUGGCCGCAGCUCUUGCAGAGGCCGGGUUCCCGGUGUUUGCAUGGAAGGGUGAGUCUGAGGACGACUUCUGGUGGUGCAUCAACCGCUGCCUCACCCGCGAGGGCUGGCAGCCCAACAUGAUCCUGGAUGAUGGGGGAGAUCUCACGCAUUGGAUGUACAAGAAGUACCCGGACACGUUCAAGAAGGUGAAGGGCAUCGUGGAGGAGAGCGUCACGGGCGUGCACCGGCUGUACCAGCUGUCCAAGGGCGGGAAGCUAUGCGUUCCGGCCAUGAACGUCAACGACUCGGUGACCAAGCAGAAGUUUGACAACCUCUACAGCUGCCGCGAGUCCAUCCUGGACGGGCUCAAGAGAACGACGGACAUCAUGUUUGGAGGAAAGCAGGUGGUGGUGUGUGGCUACGGAGAGGUGGGUAAAGGGUGCUGCGCCGCCCUGAAGGGCAUGGGCGCCGUGGUCUAUGUCACCGAGGUCGACCCGAUUUGCGCCCUCCAAGCCUGCAUGGACGGCUUCCGGGUGGUGAAGCUGAGUGAGGUGAUCCGACAGGUGGACAUCGUCAUCACCUGCACGGGUAACAAGAACGUGGUGACACGCGAACACCUGGACCGGCUGAAGAACGGCUGCAUCGUGUGCAACAUGGGCCACUCCAACACGGAGAUCGACGUGGCGAGUCUGCGCACGCCGGAUCUCACGUGGGAGCGGGUGCGCUCGCAGGUCGACCACAUCAUCUGGCCCGACGGGAAGCGCAUCCUGCUGCUGGCCGAGGGUCGCCUGCUCAACCUCAGCUGCUCCAGCGUCCCGUCCUUCGUGUUGUCCAUCACCGCCACCACGCAGGCACUGGCACUGAUUGAGCUGUACAACGCCCCGGAGGGCCGCUACAAGCAGGACGUCUACCUGCUGCCCAAGAAAAUGGAUGAGUACGUGGCGAGUCUGCACCUGCCGACGUUCGACGCGCACCUGACAGAACUGACGGACGAGCAGGCCAAGUACCUGGGCAUCAACAAGAACGGGCCCUUCAAGCCCAACUACUACAGGUACUAGCCCCUGGCCGGGGCCAGCUGGCGGGGCGCUGGGAGGAUGAGCACCACCUGACCAAGCUCUCAUCCCCUCCCCGUGCCCACCGUACGUAGCCCGGCAGCCGGGCAGUGGUAAUCUCGGAAACGAAAUCGGCGUCUUUCAUUUUAGUCGACGGUGCCUGUGAAUGUUGCCCGCCAGAGACCGGAACGCGCGACGCGACGGAAUUAGCGAGCCUGAGCGAAGACGCAGACCGAGAUAAUUUAGUGGCGCUAUUAGAGACGGCAGUCCACUGAGGAAGACCAAGAUAUGCUAAUUGGCUGUAAUCAAAGAUUUACCGAGUUCACUGAUUGCCUGAGCUGACAGUAGUGAGGGGGUGGGAAUCGCGCGCCCCUCACUCGGACAUUGAACAACUCGGAGCGUGUGACCAAAUGUGUGACUGCUCUAGCCACUCAACCAAUAGGACGACUGAAUGAAACUCACAGACUCUUAAGACUUUAUGAAACUCCAUGUGGGUCUCUGGGUCUCUGCGUGAGUAAGAGUCCAAAUAGUCCAUAGACUCGCUCAAGAGGCCCAUGAACCAGUGGACUAAAUUUUUGACUGCUUUGUUUGAUCACACGCAGAGGACGACUCGGUGAAAUCCGCAGACUGUGGCUCGACUAAAACUCCACAGAUUGCCGUUGACCGGACCUAAGACUAAAAUAAAAACCGCUGACGUGUUUAGCACUGCUGGGGGGGGGGGGGGGUGGCGGUUGCCCAGCCCAGUUUCUGCCGGUGUUGAUCACUGUACUCCUCGUAGCAUUUCAGUCGCGGUGGGUGUAGUAAAUGAGGUAGAAAAUAAUUUCGAUGUUAGACACAAAUCUCAACGUCUUCAUUUUUUGUCUUCGUUUUUUUGUCUCAUGUGGGUGAGGGAAAAAAAAAAGCUAUUAAGUGCACACACGGGUGUACACAGAAUGAAUAUAUAACACGCGCACUCGCACACGCAUGCACGCAUGCCCCCCGGAUCCCCAACCCCAUCUCCGCAAAUCAUAUCUGCAGCAGCAAUGGCCCCAGCAUUAACAACGACUACGAUGAUGGCGAUAACGACAUAUCAGAGCUGGGGCGGGUGGGUGGGGCGGAGACGCCGUGCGGCCGUAAGUCGGCGUGGCGGGGAGCUCGCGAUGAGACGCUUGAACCUGCGCCGGUGCUCUCACCGUGUCGCCCGUGACCUCGUGAUCCUAUCAGUAUGGCGCCCAUGACCUCGUGACGCCAUCGGUGCUCGCCUAACGCAAACCUUGAAUUAGGAUGUUUAUGGACAAUGGGCGGUGCCAUCGUAACACCCGUGUCGCUAACCUCGUGACCCUGUCGGUGACCUCGCGUAGGAGGACGCAGAGCAUAAUGGGCGAUGCCAAACACUGCUACUUGUUGUCAAGGACACUGCUGCAGACCGUUGAUUGAUUUUAUUUGCUGAUGCGGGUAAGAAAUAUUCAGCCUUAAGCUAUUUAACGACAAUCACCCGUUCAGGAUCUUGUUGACGUAAAGUUAUAGUAUAUAAAUCAAUACAUUACAGACACUUAAGUAGGAAACACAUUCGAGGAAAACCACAUUCAGGUCGUGCACCAUUUAAGUAACAAUGGCAGCAGGUAACACGGAAAUAUAGCAAAGACUCUCACAGGGGUUUGCUUACCACACGUGCAAGAAAAAGGAGAUCUUAAAUGAAGUAAGGAAUUUGAAAAGGCAAGGGUAGGGAGGGAUUUAUGCCAAAACCAUGAAGCGAGUUCCUCCUAAAAGUGAGUGCCGGCAACUCGUGAUGUUUGGUGCUGCGGUUCCUUAUAAGUAUGGUUAUGUAAUUGGUCCAAAGCUUUGUCGCAGCCAUUUAAAAAAUAAAUUUCUCCAACUUGUAACACGAUUGUAAAUAAGCCAUUCGGAUGUUUUGCAGAGGAGUAGCUACGCUUCAUGUGAGAUGAAAAAUCCGUAAAAGUGGAUCCCGUGGAGCUACCUCUGAGAUCACAUCAAGUGACCACUUGACCCAUACAGUGGGAGGGCAGCGAGCCCUCCACUCGUUGUGAAUGUGGGAGUGAGGUUUAUCGCAUGGCAGGCAAACUGAUAUUUUACAAUUCAUAGAGCUGGUAUUCUAACCAAAUUUUGUUGCAGAAACAAAUUUAUCUUGACGGUUUAUUUGUUCAGUCAUUGGUGACUGGCCUGGGACCAUCAAUUCGCUCACACUUGAGAACCCGGUUUGAUCACAGGCAGUGGCUGAAACACGGAUUGGAACCAAGUAUCCCAGCAGGGCCGGCGCAGUGCUCUUGACAUUUGAAGCACCCAACCACCUCAUCACGGCGUGCCCGUUAAUAUCCCAAUUGCACGUGUACGCCUGUGAUCCGGAUCUUUAGCGGGGAGGGGUGGUGGAUCGCAAAGAGAUUGUGAAACUCCCAAAUUUGCUGGGCCGUAAGGAGGUGAUCAUACUAGAGGUGGCAGGACAGCAAGUGGGUUUUUGAAUCCGUCUGUGCGGACCUUUUGAGUGUUACCGCCUCGUGUGCGUGGGGUGGGUUUUUUCCGUGUUCUCAAGCUUCCUUCCACAAGAAAAACUUCUUUAAAAUGAAUUUGCCAAACGUCACAAAAUGCAGGACCUUCAUGAAAAACGAGACUCGGCGAGGCUUUCCUGAGUAAAUUAAAGAUAUUUCUCUGAUAUGUUUUCUGGUUGUACCAUUUGUUGUUCGGCACAAUGUCCGAUGUUUUCCUCCAUGUGCUGGAAGCUUCUUCAGAAAUAAUUCAAGUGUUCCACACAACACGGUACAACCCCAAAAAGGCACCCGAGAGCCAUACUCCUCGCCUGAGUAACAUCAAUAGUAUCGACCCAUUACCCACGCACCUUGGGUUCCCAAACCAAUCAUGAUUUGGUGGCAGCAGUGUGUUUCUCCACGGUUAUUGCAGCAGGUUCACACCACGUCCUUGAGGAUGUUGCGAGGGUCAUUUGUGUAGCCUUGGUCGGACUGGGCCGAUGUGGUCCUGACCUGGUCUGGGUUGGUCAAUGAGACACGCGGGAGCACGUGCAUGGUCGCAGUAGUAAAAUGUAGUUUUAAUGGUAACAAUAUGAUACAGUAAUAAAGAUGAUGAAGUAAUAAGAUUCAUGCUUUUUCAUUACGGAGCUUUGAUAAAUGUGAUUUCUUUUUUCUCUCAAGGUAAAUUCUUUGUGCUGUAUGUCCGAUGAGAUUGAAUAAAAACGCUAUUUAACGCGCCAA
Molecule: messenger RNA, 4804 nt
Organism: Petromyzon marinus (sea lamprey)
Lineage: Eukaryota; Metazoa; Chordata; Hyperoartia; Petromyzontiformes; Petromyzontidae
Product: S-adenosylhomocysteine hydrolase-like protein 1
Biological process (GO): L-methionine cycle
Cellular component (GO): cytosol
Source: RefSeq, a predicted model, not a curated record